GUAAUCACACCAACAGCUCGGCCAACUCCUCCAACCAGAGAACCAUCCACUACAACAACUCGAUCAACAGAGCCAGAUACUACAACGACUUCACCAACUACCACGACUACAGAGCCAACGACUGCAACUACUAUACCAAGUACUACAACUACAGAAGCGACCAGGACAACAACAAGUUUUGAAUACACGACAAUGUCUACAAUUGAUACUACCUUCCGCCGGCAGAGUCCAGAGCCUACACCAACUGGUCUACCAGUGGCGAGCAUUGAAAAUACUGGAUGCACAUGCGUUCCAGAGACUGUUUGGCUAGAUGUGUUCCUUCUGAUGGACGCUAGUUUGUCCAUGACUUCUGAUGGAAUAGCUUCGGUAAUUAUGUUCGAUUUAAGACACAUUUAA
Molecule: messenger RNA, 396 nt
Organism: Ostertagia ostertagi
Lineage: Eukaryota; Metazoa; Nematoda; Chromadorea; Rhabditida; Trichostrongylidae
Source: the annotation of a GenBank genome assembly